UCGCAAUAUACAAUACUAUCGAAAUAUAGGGACUUGAUUGCAAAUUUGGAAAAGAAAAAAUCUCUGGAAUCGCUUCCCUCUCACCGAGAGAGUGAGAGAAAGUGAUGGGUCCCUCUCACCUCCUCGAACUAUUCAUCACAUCCCUUUAAUCUGAGCGGUCCAUCUCUUUGAGCCAACGGUUCACGUUACUCGUGGUCAGUAGCAGCAGUUAUUAGUCUCCCUCUUCUUUCGCUCCCUUCUCAUAAACCCUAGAAUCUGCAAUCCGCAGCCACCUUCCUUUACGUCAACAGAUUUAAAUCGGAGGGUAAUUCAUCUUAAAAUUGAGAAUCCCAUCGCAAGAAAUUCGAGGGAAGUUUCUUCUCGGACGAAGAAGGGGGAUGAUUUGAUCAAUUCGCGGCAGUCGGAAAUGAUUUGAGAAACAUUUUUGGGGUUUGCGGUUGGUUGCAUGCUUGGAGGGGACUGAAUUGUGUGUCGAAUUGAGUUGGGAUGUCGAGUUUAAUUUGGGGAUUUAUCAAUUAUCCUAUUUUGUGCUGUUGAGAGUGUGAAAUUAGCUGAAGUCUAGCUAAUCAGUUCUGAUUCUGGUUCUUGGAGUAAUUGAGGGAGAGAUUUGAGUGCUACUGAGUUCAUAUUUCUUGAAUUUGAACGAGUUGCGAAAAGUGAAGUUAGUCGGUUUAAGCGAGAAAUCACUGUGCUUUGUGUUAGGCUAAGACGAAAGGUCUUUAAAGGCGGUUAGUAUCUAAUUCUGAAGACGAAAAUUGAUUCUGGGGCUUCACCUCGCAGGAAUAAGCGCAAGCAGAUGCCUUCAGUGGGAAUGAGAAGAAGCACAAGGGUGUUUGGGACCCGAGUUCUGCGUUCUGGGAGGAGGCUGUGGACGGAGCCUCAUGAGGGUGGGAAAAACGUGAGGGCAGUUCACGGGGAGAAUAAGUUCCCGGAGCUUCUAGACCACUCUGCUGAUGGUGGUGGCCGUCACCGGGAGCUGUGGCUGGAAGAUGAAACGGGCGCCUUACUUGAGGUGAGUGCAGAGCCUAAAAUAGAAGAGCGUGAAACGGAUGGUAUGGAUGGGAAAAAUGGGGACAGGAGGUUUGGGAUUGUGUACCUGAGAAAGAGAAAGAGAAAGAGAGCAGAGUUGACAACUACUGAAAUUGUAGAAGAUGGCCGGUUUGCAAAGAAGUAUGCGAGGAAACAAUGGAGGAAACGAUAUAGAGUUUCUGAAUCCUAUGGUGAUUUUGGAGGCUUAUGGUAUUCGCAUAGGACUCGGGGACUUGCUAUUGUUAUGAACGAGUCUUCUUCUGAUUGUUAUUACUGGGUUACUUGCUUCUUGACCACUCUGCUCAGCUACAUGACUAGGGUCAGAAUCGGAAUGAGGCAGUUGUCAUCGUUUAUGUUGUCAAGACCAAUGUGCGAUUCCUAUUCCUUACGUGGAAUGCUUUUUCUCCAGCUACCGAUAUUGCAGGAUCCUAUUACUGCUGGGAAACCUUGUGUCUGUAUAGUUACUGGAUGGAGAUCUACGAUGCCAUUGUUUUCUGUUAAUAUAUUUGCAAGCCCACCUUUCUUUAUGCACAUACAAACAAGUAUAUUUCAUAGAUCUGUGGGAUCAGAUUGCUUGCUGGACCGACAAUGUGAGAAUGACGAGGAAGUGAUAGAUUUGGCCGAUGAUGCUGAACAACCCUCGGUUCAACUUCUGAGAGACGACCAAGAAUGUGCUCAAGAAGCAUCUGAAAUGUCAACAGGAAGUGAAAUAUCUCACCAUAGCGUGGCAGCAUCUGAUAAUGAUACUCCGGGAGGGAAACUGUUGGUGCAGUCUCCUGUUGGAUUUCCUAAAUCUGGUCUUCGAAAUUUGCAGUUGAGAAACAGCCGUAGUAUCCAGAAAAGGCGGAGUUCUCUGAGGCGUAAGAGAGGUAGACCGCCAUCUGCUUUUCGAUCUCAGAAGGGUAAGGGUGCUUUAGCUUCAGAGCUUUUCAGGAUUAGACAUGACAGCUCCCAAUUCCCUGCCGCAUCUCCCAGUCGUCUACACAGAAGUCCCGAUACGAGGAGAUCGGCAACAAACAUCCGAGAGCUGAAAUCUGCUACGAGGGCAGCAACACAGGAUAUUUGUGCCUCCAGCUGUUCAGCAAACCUGUUAAUUACCGGCACCGACAAGUGCUAUAGGGUGGAGGGUGCCACUGUUUCUCUAGAAACAUCCGCUUCUAAACAGUGGCUACUCUCUGUUACCAAGGACGGAGCGAAGCAGUGCAGUCUGGUUGCACAGAAGGCUAUGAGGCCGUCUUCUUCUAACCGCUUCACGCAUGCUGUAUUAUGGGCUGGUGAUAGUAGUUUCAAGCUCGAGUUUCCUGAUAAACAAGAUUGGUUGGUUUUCAAGGAACUAUACAAGGAAUGCUCUGACCGGAACAUGCAGUCCGCCGCAGCCACUACCGCUAUUCCCAUACCUGGGGUGCAAGAAGUAGCCGUUCCCAAUGAUCCGUACGUCCCUUUUGUGAGGCCAGAGUCGUACAUUACUUUCAAAAAUGAUGAGCUAGUUAGGGCUUUGAUGAAGAAUACUGCCAACUAUGAUUUGGACUCCGAGGAUGAGGAAUGGCUGGGAAAACUCAAGAGCGAGUUUUACGGGGGAAAUGAGAGGCAAGAAUUUAUCACCUCUGAGAAUUUUGAAUUGGUGAUUGAUGCUCUGGAAAAAUAUAUUCACUCCAAUCCAGACGAGCAAGUAGAUGAGCAGGCAGCCUAUGAAUUCUGUAUGCAUCUGGAAAGAAAGGAAGUCAUCGAGGCUAUCUAUAAGUACUGGACUAGAAAGAGGAAGCAGAAACGAUCGGCUUUAGUAAGGGUUUUCCAGCUCUACCAGCCUAGAAGAAAUCAAGUAAUCCCGAAAUCUGUUUUAAGGAAGAAACGAUCAUUUAAACGGCAAGCAAGCCAGGGCGGGAGAGGCAAACAACAGCCUAUAUUGAAAGCAAUAGCAGCCGAACAAGAUGCUUUGCAGCAGAAAAACAAUGUACAUAAGUUGCAAGAAGCAAAAGCCGCUGCGAACAAAUACGAGGAUCUGGCUAGUCAGAAGCGCCAACGAGCCCAGAUGCUCAUGGAGAACGCCGACUUAGCUACUUACAAGGCAAUGAUGGCUCUCAGGAUUGCUGAGGCAGCUGAAGCUGAUGAAACCCCGGAGAGAGCUGCAUUGUCAUUCCUUGAUUGGAAAUGAACGAUGGCGCCAAUAAUUUGAGCAACGGGAGGACUAUGACAGCGGCCUCUCGUGCUGGCUGAUUCAGGGCAAGAAGUAUUGUAAUUUUGUAUAGAUUCUGAGUGAAUGUAGAUUAGUAUGAUUAUAACCUGACACCGGGAUCUUCUUACGAGGCUUUUGUUGAGGGCAAGAUUCGGGAUGUGGGAGGAAUAUACAAAAAAAAUGGGAAAUAUUUGAUGAUAAAUGGCCUGUGUGCGUCUUCUAUACUGGUGUUUUUUACCAUGGCACACAUCCAACAGUUGGCGAUCUCUGUAUUAAGUUUUGUAUAGUUUUCUAUUUCAUAUAUGCUUAUUUUAGGAUCCUUUACAUGUUUUGAGCUAUAAAAUCUAUAAUGUUUUUUGCAA
Salvia splendens (bonfire salvia) is the source of this 3564-nucleotide messenger RNA. RefSeq lists its product as uncharacterized. The record is from RefSeq and is a predicted model, not a curated record. Lineage: Eukaryota; Viridiplantae; Streptophyta; Magnoliopsida; Lamiales; Lamiaceae. The coding region runs from base 797 to 3181 and encodes 794 amino acids. Gene Ontology annotation, biological process: regulation of transcription by RNA polymerase II. The transcript has 5 exons. Gene Ontology annotation, cellular component: NuA4 histone acetyltransferase complex.